Messenger RNA from Bactrocera tryoni, 2832 nucleotides. RefSeq lists its product as uncharacterized. NCBI's taxonomy places the organism in Eukaryota, Metazoa, Arthropoda, Insecta, Diptera, Tephritidae. The transcript has 7 exons. Bases 1433 to 2689 code for a protein of 418 amino acids. The record is from RefSeq and is a predicted model, not a curated record.
GGAUGUGAAAGCUUUGGCGCAAAAGCUCUUUUUGAGCAAAAAAAUAUACAAACUCGUAUUUUUAAAUGUUUUGUUUAUCAACUCAUCGCUUCAAUUCAAUGUCGUCGUUAGGCCGGAUUAACGAAGCAUUCUGAAUUACCCAGGAAGAAAUCGAACGAAGCUGGAUAGUGAAAAUACAAAACCGGAUGUGAUUUUGGACGUUUUGAAGUCAUACUGACUGUAACUUUUGCGAACAUAUUAUAUUUCGAUAGCUUCGUUCUUUUCAUAUAAUUAGUAAAAUUACAUUUCCACGCCUGCCCAAAGAACUUUUUUUAUUUAAUGGAGGCCAAUUCAAUAAAUAACAAGAUAAAAGGUUAACUUCGUUCGUACCGAAGCUAGAAUAUCCUUCACAAGUACAAAAGUUCCUAUACAAGCACUUGAUUCCGAUCGGAGCAGCUAUAUGCCAUAGUGAUCCGAUAUUGGCUGUUCCGACACAUUAUCAGCUUUUUGGUGAGAGAAGAACGUGUGCAAAAGAUCGAUAUCUUAAAAACUCAGGAACUCGCGUAUAUACAGACAAACGUACAUGGCUAAAUCAACUCAGCUCAUCGCUAAAGAUCUCCGAUGCUUUUGGUCUGUUACAUUUACAUUGAGGAUAUGAAGAUACGUAUUUAUACAUAGCUUACGAAGUUUACCCAAAUAUUGUGUAAAAACCGUUUUAAAAUUCAAGCCACAUAUUUUAAAUGCUUUAGUGUCAUACCUAGUGGCGCACAUCAAUUAACACCAAUUAAAACUAAAUUGAAAAGCAAACGAAUAAAUCUAAAAUGUUCUUCUAAGUUGAAAGUGAAUCACAACCUGGAACGCACACAUCGCAGCAGCAGGGGAUUUCUACUUUUCAUAUUCGAAACAGUUUCAGAGACAUAUGUAUGUAUAUGUGUGCGUUAAGAAAUCGCAUCACAUGUCCCGGUAAUAAGCAGGCAUUCAAUGUACAUACGUAUAAAUAUAUGCCAAAUUUAUAACGCAAACAGGCCACAGUUCUAAUCAGCCAAGUACGCUCACAAAACAGACUUAUCAAUCAAGCAUUAUUAGUGGCACUCACGGUUCUUGUGAUAUGGUCACUUUGCCUAUCGCAUAGUGAUAAUGAUACUCGUACCAUACAUAGCAAGUGUCGAUAGUGGACCAGGUAGGGGGGAGUGCACUUGGUUGCGGAGGCAUGAUGAAUGAUUGUUGUUGCUGUAUUUUUAUUCACCGGCUAUAAUUCAGAGAAUAAUCAAUUGGUGUGUGGUAUUAUUUUUCAACGAAUAGAAUUCUUAUGCGAAUUCGGAGCAUUCCUAACCGAACCAACCACAUUUCAUACCAGAACCAGCAAUCUUUCGGCAAACAUUGGGUGCGACCGCUGCAAUUGGGCAAAUAAUAUUCAGCUCUAUCUUUAUAGCAAGAGGUUUACCAAAUUACAAUGAACAACACACCAAACGGAAAUGUCGAGAAUGAUGUUGGCAAAGUACCUGAGUGGUUGGAAGCAGUCACUUUUGAAAAUGCCGCACGCACCCAUAUUGGAGAAGAUUUUAGCAAAAUUGUCAACGCUCGAUGUGAUAUUGACCCGAGUAGCAACGCCAACUAUUCAUCUUUGCUGAUGCGUCUCCAUCUGGAUGUAGAGCUUACAGAUGGCAGCUUAAAAACUGUUACUUUCGUCCUUAAAGUACCGCAUAGCAACGAAAUGAUGUCAAAAAUAAUAAAUCUGCUAAAACUGUUCCCGAAGGAGGAAAGAACGUACCACAGUAUUAUACCGAAAUUCGAAGCGCUUUACAAGCAAGCGGGCAGUGAUAUUAAAUUUGCUCCGAAGGCGUAUCAAGUCGAUCGCGACAUAGGUGUCGAUUAUGUUUUGCUGGAAGAUCUACGCCCAAGAGGUUAUAAAAAUGCUAAUCGAAUCAAAGGUUUAGACUUGGAGCAUACCAAACAUGUGCUCCAGAAACUGGCUGAAUUCCAUGCUGCAUCUGCGUGCUACGUGGAACACUUUGGAAUGUUUCCCGAGGAAUUCACUGUUGGAAUUUAUUCAAAGAAUAAUACAGAACUACUGAAGCAAUUCAAUUCGUCUAGUGCAUUCUUAGCCCAAUUGAAAAAGUGGAAUAAUGGUCAAGCGUACUAUGAAAAGUUGGCUGACAGCGACAGCUACCUGGUGGAUCGCCUGCUGCAGAAUCAGACUUAUAAUCCAAGUGAAUUCAACGUACUCAACCACGGCGAUUGCUGGGUGAAUAACAUUUUAUUUAAGUAUAGUGCGUUCGGCACAAUUAUGGAUACUCGUUUUAUUGACUUUCAAGUGGGCAAAUACGGCUCGCCAGCUAAUGAUCUGUAUUACUUCAUCCUAUCCUCCACUGCCGCAGACAUCAAAAUAGCACAUUUUGACUACUUGGUUCGUUACUAUUUCGAUAACCUGGUUGAGAAUUUAAAACUUCUUCAAUAUCACAGGCCUUUACCGAAACUUCGUAACCUCCACUCCGUGUUAUUGAAACAUGGUCUAACAGCCUAUUUGGCGGUCGCUAAAAUAUUGCCCGUCGUGAUGUUGGAGAAAAGUGGUGAUGAAACCAACAAAAAUGGAACGCAAAACGAGGAUAAACUUAAAUUUGCCAUGUAUACUAAUCCAAAAUAUGUUGAGUCUGUAUCGAAGCUUUUACCAUGGUUGGAUAAUCGUGGUUUGUUGGACUGGAAGGUCUAGCAACUUUUAAAUUCACCGAGCUUUACAUAGAUGGUAUCAUAUAUCUCUCAUGUACUUGUAUAACCUUCUACGCUGUACAUAUAAAGUGUAUUAAAACAACAAAGAGUGUUAAAAAUAAAUUCACCUUGUCAUUAUGAAAAUUA